CAUCUUUCCCAACAUGGCGGACACGUCGACGUUGUUCCAAGGUAUAUUUCGACUAUAAAUUUUUAUUCUUUGAAAUUGCAAGGAAUGAAAAGGGACUAAAUUUAAUAGUAAGUCUUUUAAAUGCUACUUCAAAUAUCUCGUUAUCCUUUUUGUUCGAAGAUUUGAAGUUUUUGCUCGCUAAAAUUAACCUCUACUGUGCGGCAUGUGUGCUGUAUUGCGUUAUUUAUUUGCCAUCAUUUUCUCGCAUUAUUUAAAUGGAUCUCAAUUAAUAUUGGAUUUAAUUUUUCUAGUUCUCCCAGGGAUGUCCCUCUCACUCAAACACGUUUGCCUUGGUGUUCUUGUACUCCAGACUUCAUCUUUAGUUCUAACGAUGAGAUACUCGAGAACGCUUCAUCAAGAGGGCGAUCCCAUGUAUAUUGCUUCUACUGCCGUAGUGUUCGCUGAAAUUUUUAAAGUGUGUGCGUGUGUAGCGGUUAUUUUUCAUCAGUCAAAGUUCCGAUGGUCCGUUUUUCUUGGACAGUUACGGGAGGAGAUUUAUGACAAGCCAUGGGAGACCCUCAAGUUGGCGGUACCCUCAGGGUUGUACACGAUUCAAAAUAAUCUUCUGUUUGUUGCUCUGUCUAAUUUGGAUGCUGCCACGUAUCAGGUGGGUAGAUUAUGGGGAGGCUGGCUCUCGGAGACGCUUUCCAAAUUGACUGGAUCUUAUUUAGCUAGCGCAAUUAUUAUUCCAUGUUUAGUUGAUGCACAUUUGUACGUGUACGUUGACUUAUUUAUACAUAAAAACUGUAAUUAAAUUGAUUGAUAAAUAUCUGAGUCGGCUACUCCCGAAAAUACGUUGUGUCCUUUUAUACACAUUGUUUAUAUUGUUUAACAUCUGAGAUAUGAAUUAUUUCAAGCAUGGAAAGAAUCUUUGCAAUGAAAAUAGUAGUGAUAUUUAUUCAUUCUUUUCCUUUCCAGGUUACAUAUCAACUGAAGAUUUUAACUACAGCUUUAUUCUCUGUGUGCAUGCUUCACAAAAAGUUAGGUGUUUUAAAAUGGAUUUCCCUUCUCCUCCUUAUGCUUGGAGUUACUUUAGUUCAGGUGAGAUUGUAUUUUGGGAUACUCAAGAAUCAAUGCUCAUGGCACAAGAUUUUCAUGGCUUAUUUUGUACUGAUUUUAUUUUGUGAUAUCAUCAAUAUCCCAGAUAUCUUAGUACAGAGUGGUGAGUGAAAUUGCCACGUGGCCCCAUGUGUGCCUAUUACAUGCAUGCAGGGCUAAGCUUCACUCUUAACCUUUUAACUCCCAAGAGUGACCAAGACAAAAUUUCUCCUUACUAUAUCGAUACAAUAUCAUGCAGACAAGUGAUGAGAAUAAAAGAAAUAUCCAUUAUGGAAUUAAUUAUUGAUCCCAUACCAAAUUCUCCAAACGAACAUAAUGAGAAUCAUUUGGUAGACAGUUGGGGGAAUUACCCCUCCCCCUAUCCUAGGCAUUUUUUUUCAUCUUCCCUCAACAGUUCUCUGAUAAUGAUUCAUACUCUGGAAAGGGGAGAGGUGUUGUGAGGGAAAAAAUCUUGUCCAGAAAUGCAACACACUACUUCUGUUGGGGCCACAUCCAAGACCUCUAUCAAUUUGGUAUUAAUUUGACCAACCAGUAGUUCACAAUAUUCUGAUUAUCACCUCCUUAGUUUUGUUGUUUUACUCACUCUGCUCUUACCCUCAGAGAUUUUUACCAAUUUGAUAUAGCAGUUUAAACACUUCAUCUGAAUGUUUAGGUCUUGCUUGCCAUUGACCCUUUAACUCCUAUGAAUGACCAAGACAUAAUUACAAUAUCAUUACAAUAUCAAUAUCAAUAUCGUUACAAUAUUGUUACAAUAUUAAUACAAUAUCAACCAGAAAAGAGAUGUGAAUAAAGAAAAAUAUCAAUUUGGGAAUAAUUAGUUGAUCCAAUACUAAGUUCUCUGAACUAAUAUCAUAAGAAUUGUAUGAUUGACAGUAAGGAGAAUUAUAAAUUUGAUCUGAGCAUUAAAGGGUUAAAUAUACCUUUCAAUAUGCUACUCUUACUCUGAAUAUUCUUUGCUAUUCACCUUUGAACAAUUGCACCAGAAUAAUUGUUAUCAUCCUAGGAAUUAAAGAGUGAAAAUCAUCUUUUUCAUGCUAUGUUAUUUCCCUUUUUUUGUGUAUACUGCAACUAUUCACUUCAGUGUCAAUGAGUAGCAAUGGAUAGUUACCCCACAGCUUUGGUCUUCUGUAGGUAUCCACCACAAGCCACUUCCACUUAGUUUAAUAAUCCUUAAUUAUCCCUUUGUUUGACUUUUUGUGUAUUUGUUUUUCUUGUUAAUAGUGGCAUCCAGAUAAAGGUGAAGAAUCUCCCACAAAGGAUACUUCAGUAUCAGGAAAAUUUAUAGGACUUAUAGCUGUUCUCACAGCCUGCUGUUCCAGUGGAUUUGCUGGGGUCUAUUUUGAAAAGAUUUUAAAAGGAACUAAAGCAUCUAUAUGGAUGAGAAAUAUUCAGUUAGGUAAGACCAAACUUGUUCUACUGACCCUGGUUGGUCGAAGGGUGGACAAUGCUAUCCACUGGAUAAAUCUCUAUCUGGUGGAUAGAGCAGUACGUUUUGUUAACACUUAUCCAUUGGAUAGCAUUAUCUGCUCUUUGAACAAUUGGACUCAGGUCUACAUGUAAGGUGAAGUUUGCACACAAACAAGGUUGCUUGUAUUGCUGCAAAUGGAGCUUCUUCCAGUUUCUAGAGUAUUCAGUGACUUUGGAUUUUUGUUUCUCUUUUUUAUGGGAUACUAGACCAGCACAUGAACUGUGCAUAUGUGUAACAUCCAGUGUUUUACCAACUUGCCAGUAGCAAUAUAUUAAAGUUCACUUAGCAACCAGGUAGACAAUCAGACAUGCUAGUAGCUAUCUAAACUAUUUGUUGUUGGGGGGGGGGGGGGGGGCUGAUGUAUUUAAAUGUUAGUUAGUCAAGAUGCCAACAAGGAGAGUUUGUUUAACAACUGAGAAGUUCUUUUGUUGGUGAUCAAUUUCUUUAUUCUUGGGACCUUAAUGUGUGAUUGAGGGGUGAUAUUGUAAUGAGAAUUAAGACGAAGAGAGAUAAGUCAUUUGUAGGGGCUGGAGGGUUAACCUUGGAUUAGAUUAAUCCUAUAUUGAGCAAGGUAUAUGUAGCUCUUAUGAAUUUUUUUUUUCUACAACAUAUACCAGCAAGAGAGGAUUUUAACUUGUGUCCCUUUAGCUGUAAUUGUAGUCUAACUUGACUCUGUAUUUGAGACUUGAUUGUGAAAGUUUAAGGAGAAUCAAGACUCUUUGUUUGUAAUUUGAAGUGUUUUAACCCUUACACUCCCAAGAUCUCUUUGAUGACUCUACCUGCUGUCUGACAUAUAGUUCUUAUAAAGGAGUUUGGAUAAUUUAGUAUUAGAUCAACUAGCAAUCCCCUAAUUGAUAUAUUUUUCUCAAUUCUCAUCACUUGUCUUCUUGAUGUUGUAUUAAUAUUGUAAGGAGAAAUUCUGUCUUUGUCACUCAUGGGAAUUUAAGGGUUAAGUAAAUACAUACAUUGUGUACUAGUAGUUGAAAAUAAUCCCAUACGGGCCUGAAUUUUUUUUUCAGGUCCUAUUUUCAACUACUAGUUCAGUAGGGUUCUUAGUUCUUCAAGGAUCUCUGAAAUUCAUUUCUUCACUGCAGUGCAAAUAUAUGAAUUUCAUAUAUCUAAAAUCAUUAUUCAUCACUUGGAUGGUUUAUUUGGGCCCAGCAUAUUGACCAGCUCCCAGUUGGCCUGUUAACUCAGUUGGUAGAACACUGCACCAGUAUCGCAGAGGUCAGGGGUUUAAAUCCCGUACGGGCCUGAAUUUUUUUCAGGUCCAAUUUUCAACUACUAGUUCAGUAGUGUUCUUAGCUGCAAGGAUCUCUUAAAUUCGUUUCUUCACCACAGUGCAAAUAUAUGAAUUUCAUAUAUCUAAAAUCACAUACAUUGUGUAUAAGUUUGAGUUUUCAUGAGAGUGAUUCAGUCACAUUCAUGCAUCUUUCCUCACUGACAUUUUCUCCUUGGUUGCAUUUUUUAGGAACUUUUGGUGUGAUAUUUGGUCUGAUAGCAGUGUAUGGAAAUGAUGGACAAGCUGUGGCAGAUCAAGGUUUUCUUCAAGGUUAUAACAUGAUCACAUGGAUAGUUAUUUCACUUCAGGUACGUUGGCUAAGAAAGUAACGUUCAGGCGCCAGUAUGACUCGAGGGUGUGUGUGGGGGGAAAGAGGCUAAACUAUUUCAAGGGCUUCCAAAUAGGGAAGUGUCGGGAGAGAUUAUUGUGUACUUUCUGAGGGUUGAAUUGCAAGACGCUUUUUACCCCGAAAUUUUAGUUAUGAAUUAAAUGAACAUUUAUUUGGUGAAACAGUGUAGACGAAAAGGGAUCGGUGAUUGAAACUAUAAUAGUAAAAGAGCGAAGUUAUGUCUAAAGCACAUGGGAACGUUAAUGAAACAAGUGGCGAUCGGUUUUAGUUUAAUGCCUGAUUAGUUGCUGGGUUCUUAGUAAAUUGAAGCAAUAUGGCGGGUGGUUAAGGCUUAGUAAAUACGUGCCUGAUAGAAAAUGGAAGAGUGCUCAACCAGCGAGAAAAUUUAAAAGCAUCUAUCUUGUGGAAUGCGAAAAUGGCUUUCGAGAAAGUUGUCUGUUUGUGAACUGUUUUGUAGCAUUGACCUGUUUUAAUUUUCAUUCAGGUUGCUGUUCACAACUUACGUUGUGUCGCAUUAUUAGGCGCUUUUUAGGCGGCGGCUGACACUUAGUGAGAACCUGGAGUUGACACAGUGACGCGAGUUUUCUUCACCAAUGAAAAACCGAAAACUCGAAGCGCUACAUCAAAAAUAAGAAUACAAAGUCCUGUACAUUUUCAUUUGUGACGAGGAAACCUCCAAAACACGCAACUCGACAUGUGACUCUUCGCUGUUCACUUAAACAAGAUGUAUUUUUAUUUUAUUUUACAGGCAUUUGGUGGAUUAGUAGUUGCUGCGGUUGUGAAGUACGCCGACAAUAUAUUGAAGGGGUUUGCCACGUCCGUGUCAAUAGUUGUGUCGUCACUGGUGUCGUUCUAUUUCCUAAAUGACUUCAAGCCAACAAAGUGAGUGCCUUUAUUAUGUUAAAUAAUAAUCUCGCUUUGUGUUUAUUUUACUGUUUUCUACUUUUAUGGGAAAAAACUUACAAAAAUCAAUGAAUACAAGAGAGGAUUAAUCUACUUGUAAAAGAGGUAUGCUCAGUCGUAAGGUUGAUUCCUUAGAUUAACCCUCAUAAAUUAUAUUUUACGUUAUAUGUUGAAUUUGUCUCGCGUUUUGAUUGGUUUUUACCUGUGAUCUAUUGAAGGACAGACGCACAGAUGACGUCACUAUUAACAACAUUUUGCUUCUUUAUUAACAAAACAAAUAGAAUCCAUGAAAAUCUUGAUAUGACCAAUUCUGUUUAGUCUACGUUCACGCCCUUAUUAUAAGCGCCGCAGGGUGCGCGUUUUUCGGCCCGCGGGAAGAUUUGAGACGAGUAAGUGAGAGGUUUUUCUAAGGGUCUGGACCUCAUUAUCAGUGCCAGACCUCUUGCGGGCCUCUCGUUGCUCAAGGUCACCUACUUUCCCACGGACGAAGAACGCUCUUGCUGAAGGGUUAAUGAUGAGGGUUUGCUCCCAGGCCAAAUGCUGUUAGACGAAUUUUCUGUGGUCUUCAUCUCUUCAUCCCAUGAAACAUGUAUUCAUUCCUCUCAAAAAUAAUGUAGCAGUACGUGAGGGAAAUGGAACAUUAUUCCUGGAAAACCGGAGACGUGUUGUCCGAACUUUUAGUCAAGUCGCCCGAAAUCCCGAGUCAUGUCGCCCGAUUUUUUAUCACAUAUAAAAAUAUAAAAAUAGCAAAUUAUAAGAAAGCGCUGAAGGUAGCGAUUGAUUGAACAAUCCUUGUCUGUCUGUCUGCCUGCCUGUCUGUCUGUAUGUCAGUCUCUUUGUCUGCUUGUCGGUCUGUCUGUCUGCCUGCCAGUCAGUCUUUCUAUCUGCCUGUCAGUCUGUCUGCCUACUUGUCUCUCUGUCUGGCUGUCGAUCAGUCUGUCUGCCCGUCAGUUGGUCUGUCUGCCUGUCGCUUGGUCUGUCUGCCUGUCGGUCUGUUUGUCUGUCUCUCUGUCUGUCUACCUUUCUAGUUACCGUUUCUGUAACUCCAACCAAAUUACAAAUCUUCUGUCCCAGGUCGUUACGCACAACACCGGACCAUUGGCUAAAAAUCAAACAUUUAUAUGUUUUUGGUUUUUCUGUAUUUCAGCUUUUUCUUUUUGGGUACCUGUGGAGUUUUAACAGCCACCUUUUUGUACGGUUUGCCUGAGAAGAAAUCACCUCAGCUGACACCUGCAAAACCCGUGUAGUGCCCGAUGGAUGUUAUUAUAAAGGUAGUGAUAGUUGUAAUUAUAUAUUUUUAUAUGUUCUGAAUUCUGCUCUGCCCAUCAACAUGUGCUAUUGUCAAAAAUGGAAACAUGACAUAUCGAUAUCAUGCAAACCGUUCUUUUAAAAGAUAGGAACAUGUCAAACUCAAGUUUAGCGCCUUCUUCAUACUCUUUGUUGUGUUUAUUUAAAGGAUUAUGUGUCUUGUUGUAGGGUCGGUUAUUGUAUCAGCUGAUGGGCGAUGUAAGGUCGGUUUACUGCGAGCCGAUUGUCGACCGGUGGUUGACAAUCACCCGACCAAUAGACGGCCAAUGUCUUGAUGUCCUGGUAGGCUAGACCAUCAGUCAAGUGGGGGUGAACUAUGAGGCUGUUAUCAACUGACUUUUGAUCACUACCGACCAAUAAAUCGAUCUUUCUUGGGUCCAAAAUAUCGACCGAGGCUGAUGUCUUUUAGUUGAGAAGCUUACGUAGAAUUCGCGCUAAUUUCUUAUUGAAGUCGCAUGAAGGCGACCUGGAAAUUUCCAUACUCCAAGUUUCUCUCAGAUUGAAGAUGUUCUUUUGUUUUUAAUGCUUUGUUUACUUGUUUGUUUUUUCUAACUAUAAUUUCAAUAGCUAUUUGAAACAUUCUAAGCUCGAACUCCUAAUAGUUGCUCGUGGUCAAAAUAGGGAACCCAAGAUCAUUGGUAUGUUAAUAAAGUAGAAUUUCGGUCAACUGAUGGUAAAAUCGACGCAGGCUGUUGGGAAAAUAGAAGAAAAGCUUGUAAACUAAGAGCCGGGGGCGGUAAACCGAAAGAAAGUGCGGUCUAUUGCCUUUUUAAAAUACAAUUCGGUAUUCUUUGGGUUUAUGGGUACAAUAAACGAUAAGUUUUUGACCAAUCAGAACGCCCUUCGUAUUUCAGCUAUUUUAUAAUAUUGUGAUAAAAUUUCCAAUCAUGGAACAGAGGAAAUGUUUUGACUUAGUACAACUUCAGAUCAGCAAAUUUUGGUUCCCACGCACUCUUAGCUCUUUUAUCGAUGAGAUGUUUUAUUUAUUUAAUGUUACGUAUCUUACAUACUCACGGUGCGUUGUAAGAAGGUCACAGUGAAUACACUUUAUAAGUAAAGAAAAGUAACUCUAACGAAGUAAUUAUGAUGCGUUGUGGGCAUGUUGAUCGAGGGGCCUCGCUUUGAACCUGUACCCGUCGGGGACUGGGCGGAAGGAUAGUAGAUCGAUAAACUACGGGAUAUAUUUAAUAGAUUUAUGUUUAUUAUUGCGAGAGCACGGUAACAAUAGUUUUCAAACAAAAAAUACAACUUUUAUCUAUUUACGAAACAUAUUUCGACACCCUUAUGUCUUCUCCAGUUGCAAACGUGUUCUAUACAGUUUGAAUAUUAAUUUGUAAUCACGUCUUAUAUUAACUUUGUAAAAUAACAUUCUAAAAUUGCGUUGCAAAAUGACCACAAUUUGAGACGGUAAAAUACACUGAAAAAGAGAAUAGCAAAAGUUUCUUAAGUGAGAACAGAAGAUUAAAAUUACCAUAAGCAACUUUUCAUCUAGUGUAUUUUAACACUUCAAAUUGUUAACGUAAUUUUGUAGCGUAAUUUGUGACUGUUAAAGUUAUACUAUACAACGAACAUGGGCGCCUGAAGAUGGUCUAGAAUGUCGAAACAUGUUUUUAAUUAGGAGACUUUGAUUCAAACAAUCGGUUCAGCGCUGCCUUCCGAACAAGUUAUUGCCUUGAAAGGCUAUGCGCUGAUUUAGAGGGGCUUUGAAAAAUGUUGAGUUUGAAUAAAGCUGUUUGAUUAGUGAUAAAGAGGGAAAAGGAGAAUGUGAAAAUAUAUUUAUUGUGUUCUUUAGCCAUUUUAACUUGCCACGGUAAGGGAUGGUGUUAUAUUAAAACAGACUGUAGUCGGAAAUUUGAAAGCAGAGGAAUAAAUGGAGUCAAAAAUUGUCAUUGUAAUUUGUUUAUUUUCCAUUGCCAAACAACCUUAGAUCUUGAAAAAGUUUCUGUUAACGAAAGCUGUGCGCUUUUACAGGGGCGGUGGAAAACGAAGAGGGUUUCGUGGCAAAGAUCUACGCCCCCGUCCAAAUUUACGAUAUAGCUCAUAUGUGAGGUUUUCAAGUCUGUUUUGGAUGAUUUCCUAAACGAUUUAUAUUUUUCGUUGAUUAUUUGAUGACUGAAAUAGAAAUGACUUCCGAUCAAACGUGCUCGCAUUUUACUCUACCGCUGUCUCGCACGUAAACAAGCAUUCUAAGUUGUGCGGCAAGACUGUCGCGGUUUUAAACAUGAAUGGGGUCGUCACGUAAUCUCGGGUACACGAAUUCUAGUACCAGUCCUACUCUAAAGCACUCUUCGCUGCUACGGCGGGUCGACGUUACUCGCCCUGGGGGAGGGUUACCGAACACAACGGGGUUUCCGUCGGCUAUGAGUAACCUCAGCUCCCUACUAUUUUAAAACAAUACGAAUAUUGGACAGGAAAAUUUUACCUUUCUUUUCUUCUAUCGAAAAGCAGCACCCGUGUUAUGAACAAAUUUUUCUCGUCAUCCGACCGUCAGAGGGAAGCAGUUGUGAGCGAGGGUAAGCCUGACGAUUAUUCUUUCAGUUUUUUGACAAAAAUUUUUGUAUCAUAGGCUAACAUUAAUUUUUUCCCCAUUUUCUUUUACAUCGACGCAAGAACUUAAGGAAAAGAUGCACAGUUAGUUCUUGGUGUUUUCAGUUGACACUAAUCAUUGUCAUAUGAACCUCGCCACUGAACGCAAUUAUUUACGAAAGGAACCCUUUGGGCCAUUUCAAAUACUUAAAUGGCAGGUUUUCCUUCCUCUUCUUUUGCUUUAACUCGUAGACUCUACCCUUUUAAUUACCUCUCCCGGACUAGUUAUGUAUUUCUUAACCCCAAUUCAUUGGAUGAAGGAUUGGGGAAACGUUGCUUUCCUAGAUUAGUGAGCUCUUAUGUUUUGGCAGCCUAGCUCGCUGAAAACGAGAUGGGUGCCCUGUGCGCUCUUCGAUUAGCUACAGGUGGCUUGGGCACCAGUUCCCGGGGCAACUUCAAUUCCUUGAGAAGUAUUUCUUUUCACAACACGAACAAGUCAUGGCUGCGAUUUUAUCGUUUUCAGGCGUUCAUUCAUUCUUUUUUCUCUUGUUCUCCGGAUUUAUUUGCUUUUUCACUGCCAAUGGAAUGCUUGGGAGAGGUAAAGAUUUUACAUUUUGUAGUUCGUAUGUUAAGUGGCGAAAGAACCCGUUUGCGGAGGAAAUAUAUUAUUCAUAUUGAGUAAAUUUUUUAUAGUUGACGAUCUCAAAGUGCAUAAAAAAUACUCAGCUGUAUAGUACGUAUUGAACGUUAAAUAUUUAUAAGCUAAAGAGUUAAGGACUUACAGACUUAAUACUAUUUGUCACAUGAUCGAAGUUACGUUCUUUGCAAAUCCAUCGAGAGCCUUAACUUCAUCAAGUGACUUCCAAAUCGAUGGCUAUAGGUGUUUCGUUGAUGAAAACUCCUCACCACGUCACUUAAAUUUGUCGCUGCCAUUCUCCAGAGAGAUCUUCCUGUUCUCCUGAGAGUCAAUAGAAGCUAGCAAACUUGACGAUGAUUGAAAUUACGAUUUAAAAACAGAUGGAGUGAAUUGCCGUGAGAAAAUUUUUUAGUAACAGGUCAAUAAUAGUUUAUUGGCACCUGCAUAAUCUAGCAAAUCCAACGACUGUUCAAUUAAUUUGCCUGUUUGUAUACAGAUCUUAGUUAGUUCAAGGUUUUUACCUUACUUGCCUUCUGGUCAGUGAUGUUUCAGUUCAGGUUAUUUCAAUUUUAACAAUUGGAACCUAAUGUUAUCAUCUUUAACUCACUUUCUGCCUGAAUCCUUUUUAUUUACACAUUUAUUUAACAUUUAUUUAUAUUUAUUUUAUUUCAUAAAUUUUUCUUUAAUGUGAAUUUCUCAUUAACCCUUUAACUCCCAUGAGUGAUUAAGACAGAAUUUCUCCUUACUAUAUCCAUACAAUAUCUUGCAGACAAGUGAUGAGAAUAAAGUAAAUAUAAAUUAUGAGAUUACUAUUUGAUCCAAGACCAAAUUCCCCAAACUAACUUAAAGAGAAUUAUUUGGCAGACAGUAAGGAUAAUUACUAAAGAGAUCUUGGGAGUUAAAGGGUUAAAAGCUAUAUAUUAAAUUCUCUAUUGGACAUGUCUGCUUCUUGCCAUGAGUUUAUAUUCUUAAAUUGUUCAUAAUUAAACAUCCCACCCUUGUUUGCCUCACUCACCUGAUAAAAGUUGUAGAUAAAAUUCCCUUCUGCCCAUGGCCAUAUACUAUCCUCUUUAUCAUUUAUAGUAAAAAAGUAAAAACAAAUUUUGAGAGGUGGUUCAGUGAGGACUGGAUGUCUUUUAAUUUUUCAUGUUUUCUUGACUACAUGUCAUAUUUAGUGAAGUAAAAUAGGUUUCUUUUUCAGUGUCUAAGAUUUUUUUUUGUAUCUCUAAGUUUAUUUCUUCAUUUUCACCCAAACAGUAGAAAAAUAAUGAUAAUUAUUUAUGAUUUGAGGUUACUGCUCUUUUUUAAGUCUUGUAGAAUCAGAUGAUGAUUGUGACUUCUUCAUGUGACUUAAACGACUUAAUGUGACUUCUUCAUGUGACUUAAACGACUUAUUAUACAAUUUAAAUGUAAUGUGCCUUUCCUUUUAGGUUUUGGGGAUCACAUAGACUGGAAGACAUAUUCUGAAGGACUUAAAGAAGCACAAUCAAGGUGAAGCAUUCUUCCUAUUGUGAUUUAAAUAGUGUAUGCUGAGUUUAAAAACCUUUUUGCCAACUUCUCUGAGGUAACAGUGUUGCACUAAAUUUCACAGAGUUCACAGACUUUUUUACAAAAUUGAGCAAUCAUGAUUUACUUUCUUGCUCUCUGUCAUUCUCCUAAGUUUUUUCUUUGAGUUAAGGCUUGUUUGCCAUACUAUCAGAUGCAUGCGUACACUCCUGUAAGGGUUUGUUUGAAAUUUCUCUAAAUCUAUUAAAAAUAAAAAGAGGGAAAAUUACUGAACCCUUUACCUCCCAAAAGUGAUUAACAUGUAACUUCUCUCUAUAACAUCCAUACAUUAUCCAAUAAACAGGCAAUGAGAAAUUGCUCAAACUUAUCAGGUAGAAGUUGUUACCCUGAUCUAACACAAAAUUCUUUUAACUUAUCGACAAGCAAGUGUAUAGCAGCUAGAGGGAAGAAUUAGCAAUGAGAUCUUGGGAGUUAAAGGAUUAAUAACAAAUUGUAGUUUCAUGACUGGGAUUUUAUUACAAGUAUAAAAAAAGACAACAUUUUAUAAUUGUAAUUGGAUUGUAUAUUAAAUUUAUUCUGAUCUUGUAUGUGUUAUUGAUAUGUGUAGUACAUAUUCAUUUGUUCAGCUUGCAUUUUCAUUGUUAAACAUUUCAGCCGCAAACCUGUGAUGGUGAUUAUUCACAAGUCUUGGUGUGGUGCAUGCAAAGGUAAAAUCUGUUUGUCUACUUAAGACUUAAGCACACAAAGACUUGGAGCAGUAUCUAAAAGAAGUUACACAUUCUGAUUAAGUGAAAUGCUGCAUAAUCAACUCAACAUUAUGAAAAAUAUAUUAUUUUAUUUAAUUGUUUACCAAAGUAGAGGUGAAAAGUGUUGGAUAUUUAAACAGCUCACUAAAUAUUCAUCACUUGCAACAACACAGAGAGGAGUAAUUGUGUUAGAAUAUACCACACAAAUACAAAAAUAUUAGUUUAUUUCUUUCAAUAUACCAGAAAAAGGAUUGAAAUUAAACUCUUUAGGUGAGAUUCUGUCUCAUCAGCUGUUCAGAGGUAAAUAGCUCUUGCUAUUAACUUCCAAAUUAGCCAAUCAGUGCACACAAAAAGUAUUAUUCACCUGAGUGUGUGGUAUAUACUAAAUAUAAUUACAUAUUUGAUCAAGAGGAGCCCCACUUGUUUUGAAGGUAAUGAUGAAGAGUAAAUAAAAACUAUUUGAGAGUCUCAAAACUUGAUUUACGAUUCUUGAAACUUAAAUCUCCAGGCUUGAAAAUUGCAAUGUGAGCUUUGUAACUUCAGCAAUUCUCAAUAAUUUAUUAAAACUAUCAAGGAUCAUAUAUCAAGCUUUGAGUAAAGACAAUAUCAACUGGCUUUUGAGAAGUACUGUCACUACAUGCAUUACCAUACAUGAGAUGCAAUUUUUAUGUUGUUUACAGCAAUUUUGUUGUCAAAACUACAGCAUUAAACAGAAAAAUUGUGAGGAUUGUAUAACUAUUUAUAUUUCCUUUAGUUUGUUUUAUUAGCAGAUUCAGUCCUGUAUUUUGCUUUCUACCUUUUCAGCCCUCAAGCCAAAAUUUGCUGAAUCAAAGGAGAUAGAUGAAUUAAGCAAGAAGUUUGUGAUGAUUAAUGUUGAGGUACUAACGUUUACCACCAAAGAUUUUUCUUUGAAUUUUUUCCUUUAUGGUCAUUUUUUCAAUUUUUUUUUUGUCAUUUUUCCAGUAAGUGUUAUCAUUGGCUGAUUAAAUCUCUUGUACAUAAGCAAAUUAGCAGGAACAUGUAGAAAAAGUGAGUUAAAAACCAGAACAUAUUUAAGCCUAACUCAAUGACCUUUUCAAUGCAACUUGACUGUGCUUUUAUUGAUUAUAUUAUAAAGAAUGACCCUGUUUGAGUACUAUACUCAAUGGUACAAGCAGGGCCAGAAAGGGGCCAUAUGGCUGAGGAGGAAAAUGAAUGAGCCUCCCCUGGGGUCAUAUGGUUAUUAACUGAGUUUGGUGAGAAUGGACAGAGAAACAUUUGGCUCUCAGUCCAAACUCACAGACCUCAAGCCUAACUUUUUCCAUUCUGGCCCUCUUACUUUUUCAUUAAAAACACAUUAGAUGUUUGGUUCCAUGGCUUUGGGAUGAUAAGUGAGAUUUGGCAUGCAGCUUCAUGGUUAACAUUCCAGACACUGGGUGAAGAGAUCUGGGUGCCAGCCCUGGCUUGGUCACCAUAUUGUGUUCUUACCCAUGAUACUUAACUCCUGACUCUCACCCAAUUAACAAUUGCUACUGGUAAACGGUUAGGGAAAAUCUGUCAAGAUAUGGUCCAGUGGGUAACUUGCAAUGGAUGGUGUCCCAACCUGGCAAAAAGAGUCUAUGCUCAACCCAAAUGGUCCAUCCUGCCAGAGCUAAUCUUGGUUUCCAUACCCUCCCCCCCCCCCCCCCCCCCCAUCUGAAGGGACACCAAUCCAUUACAAGGUUAUCCCCUAGCAUUUCUUCAGGCUUCCCUGACAAGUUGAUUUACUCUUGGGUGAAGAGAGGCAUUGUUAAUGUAAUUAAAAGUAUUUUGCUCAAGAACACAACACAACAGCCUGGAUAGAUGCCAACCUGGACCUCUCAAGAGCAUGAACCAUUAGCCCAUGGCAUCUCCCACUUAGGAGACGCAUCCCAACCUGGGGUUUACUAGCAAUAUUCCUUGUCACUUCUUGCUCUGGAAACUUGGAUAUGCUUUGGUAUUGUAGGCUUCAAGAUUUAAGAGCUGAAUUUUAUUUGUUUCCACAGGAUGAUGAGGAGCCUCAAGAUACUAAGUUCCAGAUUGAUGGAUCAUACAUUCCAAGGAUAUUUAUUCUAGGUGAGUAACUUAAACAAUAUUGGUUAAUUUGAGAUUGGUUUAAAUUCUGUAUUCUUGGUUGCUGACUUCUUAUUUUGAUAUUUUUAUUUCAACGAGUGGUCUUGAAUGCACAUCUGUUUCCAUUUUUUUUUCUCACUUUCAGAUUCAUAUGGUAAUGUUCAACGGGAUAUUUACAAUAAAAAGGGAAAUCCAUCAUAUAAAUACUACUAUGGAAGUCCACCAGGAAGUAAGUGAAAUGAAUGUACCAUUUCUACCUCCCUCUCUCCCCCCCUACUUACCUCCCUCCUUUCCCAUCCAUCCUUCCCUCCCCUUCUACUCUACCUCCCUCUCUCCCUCCCUACUUACCUCCCUCCUUUCCCAUCCAUCCUUCCCUCCCCUUCUACUCUACCUCCCUCUCUCCCUUCCCACUUACCUCCCUCCUUCCCCAUCCAUCCUUUCCCAUCCAGCCUUCCCUCCCCUUCUACUCUACCUCCCACUCUGCCUACCUUUCUUCCCAUGUGGCCUUCCUUCCCUCCCUACUUCCAUUUAGCUUCUCCACCUUCCUUUCCCUCCAUUCCUUUCUCUCCUUUCUUCCUUCCCUUGCCUUUUCCUUUCCCUCUUCUCCCUUAUCUUCCUCUCCUGCUUUGCUCCCAUCCUUUCUGUCUUACUCCCUUCAUCUCACCCUUUAUAUUUUCUUGCCUUUUCCGCCAUCCCACCCCUCUCACCUUCCCUCCUGUUCCAGUCCUUUCCUUUUUUCCUUUCUUUUGUGUCUCUACUCCAUCCCUCUCUCCAAGACUCUUCUGCCCCCUUCACUCUCCCCUUCUUCCAUUUCCCUACUUUCCCUCUUCCUCCCUCCAUUCCAUCCUCUCCUCCUCAGCUGUUCCUCCUCCUUGCUUACCUUCUUUUGCUCUUUCUAUUCUCCCACUCGUCUUUUUCCUCUCCAGUUAUUGAAACUUCCUUCCUUUUCAUACUAAUAGUGUUAUUGCACAAUUGAAUUGAUAUAUUUAACAGUUUCUACUGUAUCUAUGAACACAUUUUAUAUCCUAGUUGUGGACAGCAUGAAAGAAGCCCUGGAGAAGAUGAUAGAUGGUGUUCGCAUAGGAGAUGAACUAUGAUUAUAUGAUUGUUAAUUUUCUUCUUUAAUUUUUUUAUCAGUGGAAUAUCCAUGUUUAUUAUCUUCUCAUGCACUCACUUUCUGUUCAACCCAGUUCACUUUGACAGCCAUUUAACAAGUUACCUUCUUAACCCUUUACCCCCAACAUCAGUAUCCAUAUUCUCCAAACUAUUCACUAUACAUUUACCAAGGUGCUGACAAAGAGAAUUUGUUUAAUAAUCAAGAGCUGCUUAAGUUGGUGAUCAUUUCCUCCAUUCUCAUUAGCCUAAUGUUUGAUUCAAGGGUGAUAUUGUAAGGAGAAAUUAUAUGCUAGAGAUGCUUAGGGGUUGAAGGGUUAAUUUAAACCUGUAAGACUUAGAUUUUUAAUAGGAGAAAAGACUUAUGUGGUAGUAUUUGAAUUUCCUUCAGGAGCAAGUUGAAGUGGUGGUAGUCUUUAUUUCUUCAAAUAAUAAAUAUUACUUAGCGUAUGUUAGCAGUAGAAAAGGCCAAAAACUAGUACAAACGUAAAAAAAUUCUAAACUUACAACGCUACCUUGUAUUUGAAAAUUAAAAGAGAUUUACAUAACAAUCUUUGUAUUAACUCUGGGGCAAUGGUAAGAUUUGUCUCGUAAGUUUUAACACUCAUUUAUGUAUAUAUUUCGUUGCCUUCGGUGAGAUGGUUUUCCUAAAAACUCGGAUAUUUGCCAUGAGCAGAUAAUUAUUUUAUUGAAAAUGGGUGUGUCACUGAAGGGACAUAGUUUUUGCGUAAAGUCACUCAGAGUAUUCUGUUUUAUUUUGAACACUUUUAGAAAUGACGUGAAUGCAUUUCAUUUACCCUGAGCAGGUUUGUAAUUAAAAAUGGGUGUGACACCGAGAGGAAACAGUUGUUGCAUAAUGUCACUCAGAGUAUUCUGUUUUGACUUAAAAAUUUCCAGAAAUGACGUAAAUGCAUUUUAUUUUUUUCUUCUUAUAAGAUACCCUUGGACGUUUAGCUCAUUUUUUUUUACUAGACAACCACUUUUCCGCCUCUUAUCGGGUUUGCCUAACUUUCUCGAAUUUUCCCGAUCCGUAAGUGAAUCAACCCUGCAUUCGAAAUUACCUUAUCCUGUCUUUGAUGGAACAAGAGUACCGUAAUGAUUCGAUUUAGCGCCCACCUUCCAAUAAGCGCCCCCUUUCGAAUAAGCGCUCCCCUUCGAAUGUGUUUUUGUUAAUAAGCGCCCCUAUUCUAAUAAUCGCCCCCAUUCUUAUAAGCGCCCCUAUUCUAAUAAGCGCCCCUGUUCUAAUAUUACAGCGCCUUCAGAACACGUAUCAAACGUGGUUCAUCUUCCUAUAAUAGCCGAUAUACCGUACGUAAUAAUGCAUUACAAAAACAGUGGUCUUCGUCUGAGUUUCUCAACUGUUAUGUCCAUGUGAGAACAUAAUUCCUUCAAACGAGUAAUCUCUUCUUCAAAUUUUGUGGCGAUUGCUCUGCUGGUUGUUCUCGCUAGGAACGCUCCGGGGACAACAAGUCCGUUUUCUAGUCUUCUUGAUCCAGUCACUUUGACCUGUACUUUAUUCUCAUGGCGGGCUUUGAGAAAUGUGAAUAUAAGGAAGGAAAGUUCCAUCGGCACAGAUAGCUUGAUAAUUGACGCAAGUGACUCUGAAGUCAUCGACAUCGAAUACGGUAGAUAAACUCACGAACCUUCAACGUACCGUACAUGUAUACUUGUUACAGCUACGGUAUAUAAAAUGAAGAAUUCUUUUGAAAGUAUCUGAACUUUCAACAAUUUGUUACUGUUACAGUUUCUAUUAUUGUUAGUUAUUUUAAUAUUUAUUAAAGUUAUGCUUUAACCAUUUGGUUGUUUCUCAAAAACUUAAAUAAGCGCCCUGUCCCGAAUAAGCGCCCUGUCUCGAAUAAGCGCCCUCCCUUGAGGUACCAAAAGUAAAUAAGCGCCCCGGGCGCUAAAUCGAAUCAUUACGGUAUGCGUAUGCUCUUAGCUUCUUGUACAUGAAGUACUUACCGCUCGUGCAAAGUUUCUAGUUGCUACGCAUUAGACGCAAAAACCACACAAUCAGCAAACAACAAAAAAUUUAGAGUAAAAAAGUCUAACAAAGAAAUCAAAGGAUGGUAUUAUAUGUGGGAGGUGAAGGAAAAUCAUCAAAGAACUUUGUGUCACCGUAAAUUAAAAAAAAAUUUGUAGAAUUUAAUGUGCAAGUUAUAUCUAAAUACAACUUUCUUGCCAUUAAACAAAUAAAAUCAAAAUAUAUGGGCCAAGAAUGUAACCUCUUAAUGUUUGACAGUAUUAAAGGUGAUACGCAUUUCAAUAAACUUCCGUUAGUCAUAUUUGGACUUCCAUGGCAAAGAAAGCUCCUUCAAACGUUUUGCGCAGUAAAAAAAUAUUGUACGAAGCAUUGCAUAACAAGAGUAUUCAAGUAGCCAUACCAUGUAUAUGCCAUUAGCCAUAUAUGGACUUCCACGGUAGUAACAAACUGUUAAGGUGAAAAGACUUCCUUCCGAAGUGUUACGUAAUAAAACAUGGUGUACGCAGCAUUGCAUAACAAAAGUAUUAAAGUAUUAAGAGUCUGAUCUUUGUUUUGCCGUCGUAGUCUAGAGACUUAACCUAUCAUUUUGCCAGUGUUUUGAACAUUUCCUGAAAAUCAGAAGGAAAUGUUUAUGGAAAUAUCUCUCUUGUACCACGGCUUGAUGAGCGAUUGGGCGGGGACUAAACCGGAAACCCUCUGUUCUAAGUCACACUUCUCGAUUGGAUAAAGUUAGGAAACAAAGUGUUAUGGAUAAUUCUUAAAUAAUCAUUAUAUUACAUCCCUUUGUCGUAAAGCAGUACAACAUUCCCUUAGUUUCACUCACUCUUGAAUAUUUGGAAAUGUCGAAAAUGAGUUGUUCAAUUCAAGAAAGAGCGAGACACAAGAAGGCCGCAGAAGGACAACACGUAAAUUUGAUGAGAUACGAAUUUGGUGUUUUGGCCUCCUAUGGUGUUCUCCCCGCGCAAGAUCUUGCCAUGAAAUCGUACCAAUCUGGACAGCAGCGAUGCACUGAUGCGGUUCUCUGUUUGUUAUUCAGAAACAAAACAGUGAGCCAUGAGAGCAGGGAGGGCCAGUCUACAAGAGGAAAGCUUUCACAAGCCACAGCUACAUUUGAUGUUAGGACAGCGCAGUUUGAAAACAGCGUGCUGGAAGCUUACGGACUGGUUUUCCAUUGA
This is a messenger RNA of Pocillopora meandrina, 18165 nucleotides long. Lineage: Eukaryota; Metazoa; Cnidaria; Anthozoa; Scleractinia; Pocilloporidae. The record is from the annotation of a GenBank genome assembly.